GAGCGGCCGCGGCUCCUCCUCCUCCUCCCGGCCCGGCACGCUCAGCAUGGCGGGGGCCGCCGCGCUCGCCGCCAGCCUGGAGGCCGUGCUGGGCAGCCGCUCCAACGCCAACCGCGUCUUCGAGAUCCUGGAGCCUCUGGCGGCCCAGGAGGAGGAGGAGGACAUCGUGAGCGCCGCCAGGACCUGCAGCCGGCUGUUCGGGGCGCUGCUGGAGCGCCGGGAGCUGUUCGUGGGGCCGCUGCCCGCCCAGGACGCCGCUCUGGCCGAUCGGUACAGCGCCGAGGACAAGUACAAGAUAUGGAUGAGGCACCGCUACCAGGACUGCGUGGGCUGCCUGGGCGAGCUGAUGGGGCACGACGCCUUCCAGGUCAAGGAAUUGUCACUCUGCACCCUCAUGAAGUUUGUUGAGUUAGAGGCACAGUAUCCAUUGAUCAAAAUAGAGUGGAAGGGGACUUUGACUUUUCCUUUUGACCUCCUUAAGGUGGUUGUUGAUGGUUUGCUUCCUGUAAAUGAGGAUGCUUCACUCCUGAUCUCUCGCUUCCAAGAAUACAUGGACUACGAUGAUGUUCGGUACUUCGUCAUGAAGGCAGUCACUGCCAAUAUUGGACAAGUCAUGCAAAAGACAAAAGAGAGGCCGCUGCCCUUUUACCAGCAGAACGUGUUUUCCCUCAUUUCGCCCAUUAACAUGCCAAACAAGGAGUCUGACAUGGUCAAAUUUAUGGUGAAGCAAGAAAAUCGUGAGGAAUUGAAAAUGUCAAAGCUGCAGGCACACAGGCAGGUGUUUCAGAAAAUGUGGCUCGCUUUUUUGAAGCACAAGCUGCCCACUGGCCUUUACAAGAAGGUUCUUGUCAUUCUGCACGACUCUGUCCUGCCUUACAUGAACGAACCCACUCUCAUGAUGGACUUCCUUACAGUGGCCUAUGGCAUAGGUGGAGCAAUCAGUCUUCUAGCCCUAAAUGGAUUGUUUAUUCUGAUUCAUCAGCAUAAUUUGGAGUAUCCUGACUUUUACAAAAAGCUGUACAGUCUGUUAGACCCUUCCAUAUAUCACGUGAAGUACCGAGCUCGCUUCUUCCAUCUGACUGAUCUGUUUUUGUCUUCAUCUCACUUGCCAGCGUACCUGGUGGCAGCGUUCAUAAAGCGGCUCUCCCGGCUGGCCCUCACGGCUCCUCCCGAGUCCCUCCUCAUGAUCAUUCCCUUCAUCUGCAACCUCUUCCGGAGACACCCCGCCUGCAGAGUGCUGGUGCACAGACCUGGUGGGCCAGCAGAUAUGUCAGAAGAUCCAUAUAUUAUGGAGGAGGAGGAGCCAUCUGAAAGCAGAGCUUUGGAGAGCUCCCUCUGGGAGAUUCAGUCUCUCCAGAACCAUUAUCACCCAGAUGUGGCCAAAGCAGCUGCUGUCCUGAAUCAGUCACUGUCUGAGAUGGAGGAUGACAUAUCAGGGCUCCUGGAGCUCUCAGGUUAUGAGCUUUUUGAUAAAGAAGUAAAGAAAAAGGCUGCCGAUGUGCCCCUGGAGUUUGAGCAAGUACGAGGUUUGUUUGGGAAGAAAAAUGAUAUUUUUGCAGAGCACUUCAGUUUAGAUUGAUGCCAUCUCUUACAAACACACCUGGCAACUCCCUGAUCUUAGGGACACUCACAGAGCUCCCAUGUGCUCUGCAAUCCUUCCCUGUGAUGGAGCUGGACUGCUUGGCAGAGGUGCAGCCUUCCUCGGUGACCUUUGCCACUACCCCUGGAUGGACUUCCCUGCGUUUCUCACACUUGCAAACUGCUGCCACCUGGUAUUUGGGAGGGAUUUUUCCUGGGAGCAAGCUUUUCUGGACUGGUUCAUGGCUGGGGUUCCAGCCCUUCCCCCAGAGCUGCUGGUGCUGGCUGUGACCGGUGCCUGCAUGGACAGACGUCUCACUGCUGUUCCAUGGCACUGAGAGGAACUGCAGUCUCUGACUACUCUUAUUUUUCAGAUGUGUUGCUUUUAUACUAGAGCUGACAACCUGUUUGUAGCAAGUGACUUCAGCACAUAGCUGUAAACACCUGAUGAUAUUCUGAUUAUAUUUUUAUAUGCAUUUUUAAGCUCAAGUCUUCAGAGGGGUGUUUAGCUUCCUUGCACUUGUCUUACUACUCCCAUGUUCGAGGCACUGAAAGCUCUGCUUUGUCAAACAACUCAGAUGAUGCUCAGUAAUUCCGUCUGUGGAGUGGUGCUGGUGUUCCUGCAUGUACAUCCAUCUCAUGCUCUAAGGUUGAUUAAUUCCAAAUGCUCAUGAGCUUUGGAAAUGAGCAUAAUCCUGGUGACUGCUGUAGCCAGGGAGGCCAGCUGAUGUGCAGUGGGAGGCUAAUCCUUGAGUUUUGCUUCAGAAUGAUAAGCAGCUUGGUGUGGUUUUGCUUGCAGCCUGCAUGUGUUGUAGGAGCUCUGGCCAGUGUGUAUCCAGUUUUAACUAGUCCACUGACACUGGGUACUUUUGUUAAUUUGGAUUUUUCAUAUACUUCCAGAUUUCAUGCAGAAAUUCCAUCUGAUAGGAUUUCUCCCCCCCCCCCAAGGUUUUAAGUUUGAGAUAAACUCCUUAUUAACAAAGUCAGGACUGUUUUUCUAAACUCAUUUUCAGCAACUUAAUUUUACCUCUUUAGAUAUAAACUUUGCUUGUAUAACUUGAAAUCAUAUUUUGUGGAGGAGUCAAGAAAGUGGAGGCCAAGAAAUCCAAUUUCUGGCAGAGAACUCUGUUUAAGUCAAGAAAAAGUGCAGCUGUCUUGGAGACACUGAAGUGUCACAUUUUCUUCUCAUGCUUUCCAAACAGUGGAAUGUGUCCUUAGACUGCAGAACUCUACCUCUUUUUUUUUUUUUUUUUCUUUCUGGUGCUUUUGAAUUCAGGUGGGGUGUUUUUGAGGAUUGAAAUUUUUUCUCUUUUUUUUUAGAAGUCCCACUCUUUGUUCUCUGGUGAAAAGGCAACCCUGCCUCCUCCCUGGCCAGCCUGCUUUUCUUUUUUCUUUGACUUUUGGGAUCUGAGGUAGGAAGGCAGAAUGAUUGAGAUGUAGCUUUCAACUUGAGACACCUCAGUUCAGGUUCAGCCAAGCCUUGUAUUUCAGCUCUAAGAUGUAUCUCCCUCUGUCAGGGUGUGUUGUAUGUAUGGGUUUGGUAAACAUUUUGAAGGGCUCUGCUAUAGGUAUGAGGACCACAUGGCUUGCUUUGAAAGAAGUAUGUCAGUGUAUCAUCUUUCAGAUGAAAUAAAUGAAUAUAUUUAAAUGAA
Pseudopipra pipra is the source of this 3230-nucleotide messenger RNA. RefSeq names its product nucleolar complex associated 4 homolog (gene NOC4L). The record is from RefSeq and is a predicted model, not a curated record. NCBI's taxonomy places the organism in Eukaryota, Metazoa, Chordata, Aves, Passeriformes, Pipridae. Gene Ontology annotation, cellular component: small-subunit processome; nucleolus; Noc4p-Nop14p complex. Gene Ontology annotation, biological process: ribosome biogenesis. The transcript has 15 exons. Bases 47 to 1579 code for a protein of 510 amino acids.